Trichechus manatus latirostris (Florida manatee) is the source of this 1212-nucleotide messenger RNA. RefSeq names its product neurotensin receptor 2 (gene NTSR2). Gene Ontology annotation, molecular function: G protein-coupled neurotensin receptor activity. Gene Ontology annotation, biological process: neuropeptide signaling pathway. Gene Ontology annotation, cellular component: plasma membrane. The record is from RefSeq and is a predicted model, not a curated record. Lineage: Eukaryota; Metazoa; Chordata; Mammalia; Sirenia; Trichechidae.
AUGUUGGCUGCUGUCCGUCUGUCGAUCCUGCAGAGCCUGCAGUCUUCUUACCGAGCACCAGGGGAAGAAUGUCCUGCAGGAACGGAGACCGAGGCUAGCAGUCCGCGGUCCCCGAGAGCCACCCGCAGCGCAAUGCUGAGCCUGGACGCCCGGCUGGGAGGGGACACGCGCCUCUGCGCCAAGGUGCUCUUCACUGCGCUGUACUCGCUCACCUUUGCUCUGCGCACGGCGGGGAAUGCGCUGUCCGGCCACGUGGUGCUGAAGGUGCUGGCCAGACCCCGGGUCGCCUGCACUAACGUGCUCAGCCUGGCGCUCCCCGUCCUGUGGCUGCUGCUGCUGGUCAGUUUCCCUAUGGAGCUCCACAGCCUCGUGUUGUUCCACUACCCCAGGGUCUUCGGCGACCCGGGCUGCCGCGGUUGGUACUUCGUGCGCCAGCUGUGCGUCGACGACACGGUCGUCAGUGUGGCCAGCCUGAGCGCCGAGCACUGCCCGGCUGUGGGCCGACCCCUGCGCGCCCGCCGCCUGCUGACACGCAGGCCCCGGAGCCUGCUCUUGCUGGUCUGGGUCCCCUCGCUUGGCCUCGCCCUGCCCAUAGCAGUCAUCAUGGGGCAGAAGCACGAGCUGGAGACGGUGAGCGAGGAGUCGGAGACCGCCUCGCGCGUGUGCUCCGUGCUAGUGAGCCACAUCAGGCUCCAAGUCUUCAUCCAGGUGAAUGUACUGGUGCCCUUUGUGCUCCCCUUGGCUCUAAGCUUCCUGAACAGGGUCACUGUGAACCACCUGGUGUCCCUCUGCUCCCAGAUGCCAUCCACUUCUGCCCCAGAUGACUCUGCCCCCCACCGCCUGGAGCUAAUGAGCAAAGAGGGUCUCUCUCGCUUCAGCACUUGGAGGAAGAUGCUUUCCCUGACGGGCCAGGCCACAGUGAGAUGCAAGGAAUCCAGCCAGAUCCAUGGCCUCCAGCACAGCAUCCAGAUUCUUAGAACCAUCAUGGCUGCGUAUGUUGUGUGCUGACUGCUGCACCAUGCCUACAGGCUCAUGUACUGCUACAUCACUGAUGACAGGUGGACCGACACAGUCUAUGAUUUCUAUCACUACUUCUGCAUGGUGACUAAUAUGCUUUUCUAUGUCACUUCAGCAGUGACCCCUGUCCUCUACAACACUGUGUCCUCCUCCUUCAGAAAACUCUUCCUGGAAUCAGUCAGCUCCCUCUGUUGA